Messenger RNA from Hyposmocoma kahamanoa, 666 nucleotides. RefSeq lists its product as uncharacterized. The transcript has a single exon. Lineage: Eukaryota; Metazoa; Arthropoda; Insecta; Lepidoptera; Cosmopterigidae. The record is from RefSeq and is a predicted model, not a curated record. Bases 1 to 666 code for a protein of 221 amino acids.
AUGGUUCUGCUGAGUCCCUCGAUCGGUGCCAUGAGGAGGCUGCUUAGGACUUGCGAACAAUACGCGGAGGCUCAUGGGCUCAGAUACAACUCUACGAAGAGUGAAAUGAUGGUGGUUAAGGCAGGUAAUAAGACCUACUCCACCUUGCCGUCAAUCACUCUGGCUGGCACGCCACUUAAAAGAGUAGCCAACUUUAAGUAUCUGGGCCACUGGGUCUCUGAAAAUCUAAGUGACAACUUAGAUCUGGAGAGGGAGCGCAGGGCGCUUUCAGUCCGCUGCAAUAUGUUGGCUCGCAGGUUUGCAAGGUGUACAAAGGAGGUAAAGACGACGCUUUUUAAAGCAUUCUGUCAAACUUUUUACACCUGCAGCCUGUGGGUCAGUUACACGGGGAAGGCAUAUAGCGCUUUGAGGGUGCAGUAUAAUAACGCGUUCAGGGUGUUGAUGGGGCUGGGGCGGCGGUGUAGCGCCUCCGGCAUGUUCUGUGAGGCGGGAGUGGAUGGCUUUCAUGCAAUCAUGCGGAAGCGAUGCUACUCCAUGCUGCAGCGCGUGAGCGCCAGCCCUAACAUCAUCCUGAACUCGGUUGCGCACCGGUGGGACAGCCCGGUAGUAAAAUACUGGCUGCUCCUACACGCACCAUACAUUAGAUUAGAUCAUAAGAAUUACUAA